CUACUCUGACUACGAUUUCUUUUCCCGGAAUCAUCACGCGCUGCUGGUUUGGAAUACGCCCUUAAAUUGGAUCGCGAGGGGCUUGGCCGAUCGAGAAGUCAGCGGUAUUGCCGGGCUGUUCCUAUUUUGUUUUUGUGUGUAUAUCGGUCCUUGUUGGCUGCGGUGAAUUCUUUUUGCUCGUGGCGAUUCUGUGAGAUCGAAGGGAAUCAAACUCCAGCGAGGGAUACAGAGAUCGUUUUUUUUUCUCUUCGUCUGCCUUUCUUCUUCUACGCGUGAGGAUGAACAAAGCAAGAGUUCUAUGCGACUGCUGUAACGAUAUUUUUUAUAUUUCUAUAAUAUGUGAAAUUUGUGAGAGCUGAUUGUUUUAUGUGUUAUUCUGGCUGUUACACGCGUUUGAUAUUUGUGGCUUGGCUCUGCUGGUCAAAGUCUACGGCAGGAAACUUUUAUUGGAGAAAGGUGCUAUCUGGAACGAGUCUCGGGUCAGCAAUUCAAAGUCAUUAGUGGAGUAAUUUUUUAUACGCGAUAAACUUAACUUGGCUGAUGAUUGUUAUAUACUUAUCAAAUUAUCAAAAUAUGUAGUGUUUGCUGCUGAUUAUAUAUACAGGAUUAAUAUAAAAAAAUCUUUUAUAUUAGGGAGUAAUGGCUGCUGAGUCAUACCAGCAUCGUCCAUUUCAACAGCAAUGUAGUCAGUCCAACUUAGAUGAAAGUGAUUGAAUCGUUGAUAGAUGCUUGAAAGGGACUACGGGAUUUUAGUCAUGGCUAGAGUUGUAGAGCAGCACGGUGGAUGAGUGCAGUGCUCUGAUUAAUCCGCAAGAAGUAUUUUAUUUCAUUUAGUUUUUCUUUUUGAUGUUUUGGGAUAAAGAAUAAAAAGUUGACGCUUUUGCACGCGGCGAUAAUGAAGGAGAAGAUUUAAGCAUGCCAAUGUUAAAUGUAGGAUGGUUUGUUUUUGUAUGCUGGUUCGUUUCGCUAGAAGGCUACCACUGCCAUUUGUCAUUCGCCGAUGGGGCAUGUUGCUAGCAAGCAGUGAAUCUCAAAGCUGUUGACGAUAUACUAUUUGCUCAUCUACUUUGCCCUUGUAGGAUCAAAACUUCAAAUAUCUAUAUGAAGUGGGCCAAACCUUAGCUUUUGUGCAACAUGAUCUAAUGGAUCCAGACUGCCAAACUCCUGUCAGAAUGGUUUUUCCUGCUAUUUGAGAUGGAGGAAAUGAGAACUUGUUAUGAUAGCUUGCUUUCGGCUGCAGCUGCAACAACAAAUAGUGUAUAUGAGUUUGCAGAAGCUAUGGAAGAAAUGGGAACUUGCUUACUUGAGAAAACUGCAUUGGAUUGCGAUGAUGAUGACAGUGGCAGGGUGCUGAUGAUGCUAGGAAAGGCUCAAUUCGAACUACAAAAGUUUGUGGAUAACUAUCGCACAAAUAUCAUAAAUACAAUCACAAACCCUUCAGAGUCUCUUCUCAAGGAGCUACAAGUUGUAGAGGAAAUGAAGGACCACUGUGAUCAGAAAAGAGAGGAAUAUGAAACCAUGCGGUCAGCCUAUAAAGAUAAAGGACGAUCAAGGCAUCCCAAAACUGAAACAUUCUCCCCAGAACAAUUGCAAGCGUCCUAUCUCGAGUACCAAGAAGAUGCAACAUUAUUCAUAUUUCGCAUGAAAUCAUUGAAGCAAGGUCAAUUCUUGAGUAUUUUAACACAGGCUGCUCGCCAUCAUGCUGCUCAGUUGAGUUUUUUCAGGAAAGGGUUGAAGUAUCUAGAGGCUCUAGAACCUCAUGUAAAAGCAGUUGCUGAGAAGCAGCACAUUGAUUAUCACUUCAGUGGACUAGAUGAUGACACUGAUAAUGAUGAUUACAGCUCUUACCAGGACAAUCAUAGUGAGGGCAGUGAGUUGAGUUUUGACUACGGGAUAAACUUUCCUGCUUCCAGGAGUUCAAUGGAUUUGGAUCAGUCUAAUAUGGCGAGUCCCACGAAACCUCUGAAGGAACAUGAGCAGGAACAUGCCAAACAAAGAGAGACUGAUUUUGCAGCUCCUCGAGUGAAGCCUGAGUUUGGUACUCAAUCAGCACCAAUUUUUGCUGAUAAUGUGCUUGAUCCAUCUGUGAGGCUUCGCAAGUUGAAUUCUCCAAUGUUCUCGAGCCCACUACAGUCAAGUAGAACAAACUAUUCCUACAAACUCCCGACACCAGCUGAUGAUAAAAUCUCCACUUCAGCAGACACCAACAGAUCACCUCAUUCAGACAAACCAGAGAGUUCACAUGUGGCAGCAAAUUUGUGGCAUUCCUCUCCGCUCGUGAAAGAUUAUAAGCCGAGCUCCUUGUAUAGCGGGCCUGUUAAGAUGCCAUCAAGUACUGAGAGGAGAUCAUCACCAUUAGUUUAUUCCUACUCCACUUCAGAUUCUAAGAAAAUGAAGAGGGAAUCUUUUUCUGGCCCAAUUCCUAGUAAAGCAGGACUAAGCAAACCCUUGUUUUCAGCUGCUGGUCACAGAGCAUCAGUAAAUUAUCCUCCUCGUGUUAUGUCAACAAAAUCACAUGGACCAGGUUCUCUUCCAUCUGUGGCUCCAAAAGUCCCUAGGAUAACUUCACUGCCAACAACAUCCCCCAGAAUUAGUGAGCUUCAUGAGCUGCCUAGGCCUCCUGCAGCUUUAGACACUCUCCGGCCUGGUUUGGUUGGAUAUUCUGGUCCUUUGGUAUCAAGGCGGCAAAUUCCUACCCGUGCCUCCCCACCGUCAAAUACAGCAUCACCGCUUCCACGACCACCUGCUGCCAUGACUCGCAGCUAUUCUAUACCUUCAAACAGCCAAAGAACACCUAUUAUUACUGUGAAUAAGUUGUUGGAGUCUAGGCAUAGCAGAGAGAGCAGCGAAGUGUCCUCGCCCCCACUAACACCUAUAUCUUUGGCAGAUGUUUCCCGCAAAGCAAUAGCAGAAACAACUAUAGACACCAGAAGGAUGAAGGAAACCUCGUGAGCACUCACACAUCCAAACCUGUUUAUAAUUGUAGGCAAUUUUGUACGUAAGUAGUUUGCAUUCUUGGUUUUCUUCAAUAGUCUUUGGUGUAUUUUGUGAAACAAAAAGGUGAAAUAAAGAUAGCAAUAUUUUACCUUCA
Triticum urartu is the source of this 3091-nucleotide messenger RNA. The record is from RefSeq and is a predicted model, not a curated record. NCBI's taxonomy places the organism in Eukaryota, Viridiplantae, Streptophyta, Magnoliopsida, Poales, Poaceae.